GGCGCGCCCGUGUGGGCCGUUGAAAAAUGGCGACUGUUGCUGAGCUGAAGGCGGGUGAGUGCGAAUGGGAAGCUUGCCGGCUGAACUUUGUCGGCCUUCAGCCUGUGAAAAGGAUGGGACGAAAUGAGGUUUUAAAGGACACCUUGGAAAAAAGAGGAGUAUUAGGGCAUUUAAAAGCAAGGAUUCGAGCUGAAGUUUUCAGUGCUCUUGAUGAUGAAAGUGAACCUCGACCAUUAUUGUCUCAUGAAAACCUUCUAAUUAAUGAAUUAAUUCGGGAGUAUUUGGAAUUCAACAAAUAUAAGUAUACAGCAUCUGUCCUCAUAGCAGAAUCUGGUCAACCCAUAGUUCCAUUGGACAGACAGUUUCUCAUCCGUGAACUAAAUGCAUUUGAAGAAUCAAAGGAUAAUACAAUACCUCUUUUAUAUGGAAUUUUAGCUCAUUUCUUGCAUGGAACUAAGGAUGACAUCCAAAAUACAUUUCUGAAAGGGUCUUCACUUCAGCCUCCAAACCCAAAUCUUGGCAGACAACCUAAUGGAAGAAAGCAAAUGGUGAAAGCGUGGAGUCCUAACCACUGGACUGCCAGGGAAUUCCCAGAACAAAUAUAAAUCUUGACUGUUGAAGUAAACUUUUAAGAAACAUCUAAAGUGCAAAUUGUCUUUUGCAGUUUUCCUGAACUGCCAUGAGCAAUAUUGAUCAUGUUGGGCUUCCCUGGUGGCGCAGUGGUUAAGAAUCCACCUGCCAAUGCAGGGGACACAGGUUCGAGCCCUGGUCUGGGAAGAUCCCACAUGCCGCAGAGCAAUUAAGCCCGUGCACCACAACUACUGAGCCUGCACUCUAGAGCUUGCGAGCCAUAAAUACUGAGCCCACAUAUCACAACUACUGAAGCCUGCGUGCCUAGAGCCCGUGCUCUGCAACAAGAGAAGCCACCACAGUGAGAAGCCUGUGCACCUCAAUGAAGAGCAGCCCCUGCUCGCUGCAACUAGAGAAAGCCCGUGAACAGCAACGAGGACCCAACACAGCCAAAAACAAAUAAAUAAAUUUAAAAAAAAGAAA
Molecule: messenger RNA, 1053 nt
Organism: Orcinus orca (killer whale)
Lineage: Eukaryota; Metazoa; Chordata; Mammalia; Artiodactyla; Delphinidae
Gene: CEP20
Product: centrosomal protein 20
Exons: 5
Coding region: 27-605 (192 amino acids)
Biological process (GO): cilium assembly; microtubule anchoring
Cellular component (GO): ciliary basal body; centrosome; motile cilium
Molecular function (GO): protein binding
Source: RefSeq, a predicted model, not a curated record